Sabethes cyaneus is the source of this 1038-nucleotide messenger RNA. It is a transcript of the gene Rpn12, whose product is annotated as 26S proteasome non-ATPase regulatory subunit 8. Gene Ontology annotation, cellular component: cytosol; proteasome regulatory particle; proteasome regulatory particle, lid subcomplex. The record is from RefSeq and is a predicted model, not a curated record. Lineage: Eukaryota; Metazoa; Arthropoda; Insecta; Diptera; Culicidae. The transcript has 3 exons. Gene Ontology annotation, biological process: proteasome-mediated ubiquitin-dependent protein catabolic process. Bases 116 to 901 code for a protein of 261 amino acids.
GGCAACUGGCUCUUUUUAUUGUCUUAGGUUAUUAAACAUUAACUGAAAAUAUACUUAUUAUAGCCUAUUCCGAAAGCCACAAACUUCUAAUUCUAAACGAACAAAAUCAUCAAAUAUGGACAACGUACUUGUAUUGUACAAACAGUUGAAAGCAGAAUGGUUGAAAAGUCCUAUCAAUCUAAAGUUGUGCGGAUCACUUCUUGAUAAACUAAAGAUUGCUCUUACUCAAUUGUGCUAUUUGCCAAGUAACAGUCCAGCAUCUCAACAAGAGUUGCUGAUCGCACGAGAUGUUCUCGAAAUCGGUGUCGAGUAUAGUGUAGCUACAAAGAACAUUCUUUCAUUUGAAAGAUAUAUUUCUCAACUUAAAUGCUAUUACUACGAUUACAAGAAUGAAAUUGGGGAAUCUAAAAAUAAAUACCAACUGCUUGGACUGAAUCUGCUGUUCCUCUUAUCGCAGAACCGAGUGGCCGAGUUUCACACCGAACUGGAACUGCUUCCGGCAGACAUCAUUCAAGCAAAUGAAUACAUUAGGCACCCGUUGGCUUUGGAGCAAUAUUUCAUGGAAGGAAGGUACAACAAAAUAUUCUUGGCCAAGGGAAAUGCUCCGGCCGAGAGUUAUAAUUUCUUCAUCGAUAUUCUGUUGCAAACGGUGCGUGAUGAAAUUGGUGCUUGUCUUGAGAGUUCGUACGAGAAAAUUUCGCUCCAAGAGGCUGCCAAGCGGCUAAAUCUCAAAAGCAAGGAGGAAGUCAAGCAGUUUGGAGAGAAAAAAGGAUGGAGGCUAAACUCGGAUGGGUUCUACCAUUUUGUUAGCGAACUCGUCAAACCGAAGGAACCUAUUCCAUCGAGGGAAUUGGCCGAACAAGCCAUUUUUUACGCACGUGAACUAGAGAUGAUUGUCUAAGGGUUCUUCUUUCGAGCAUAAAUCUUCUUCAUGUGAGCAAUUUCGUUUAGAAGCGAUUUUUGUAUUCAAAUAAAACAGAUUGAUCGUAAACAAAUAAAGGACACACUAAUUGAUACAGAAUACUAACUGCGUAAUUU